Molecule: messenger RNA, 1083 nt
Organism: Penicillium alfredii
Lineage: Eukaryota; Fungi; Ascomycota; Eurotiomycetes; Eurotiales; Aspergillaceae
Exons: 4
Source: RefSeq, a predicted model, not a curated record
GACAUGUCUGCCUCCACAAGGCCCUCUUCGUACGAUGCUGGCCCACAAUUACUCAAAGAGGUUUGGGCUCUGACAGCAGUCGCUAUCUUAAUUACCGCGUUGCGAAUUCCUGCGAAACUGAGAGUCGGGAAGUUGGGAUGGGACGAUGCUUUGAUGUCUUUUGCAUUGGUUAGCAAUAUUCAUUUUUCUUUUUGUUUGGCUAUCAUCGGAUCAGCUAUGCUCACGCUGGCAAUUAAACAUGGAUUUGGCCAACACAUCGGGCAUAUAAGCACAACCAAUAUCCCAAAGGCCAUCAUGUACGACUACUCGGCGCAGGCCUUCGGUAUUGCGGGAGGAACUGUAGGUCGAAUCGCAUUUAUCGUCUUCAUCGUUGGACUUCUGGGAGCACGACGGUCACAUAGCAUAGUCCUAUGGACUCUUGUUGGUCUACAGCCCGUUGCAAACUUGAUGUUUAUCGUCAUCAUUUUCGUCCAAUGCCCAGGACAUGUCUCUGCCAUCUGGGCUCAUACUGGGAAAGAGAAAUGCUGGGACCUGCGAGUCCAGGCAUUCUAUGGGUAUUUCCAAGGAUCAUUCAAUUCUGCAACGGACCUCUAUCUUGCGAUCUUCCCGACAUAUAUCUUUUGGAGCCUGAAUCUCAAGCUGCGGGUUAAACUGGGCCUGGCGGGCCUGCUUGGGCUGGGCAUUUUUGCGAUGACUGCUUCGAUUAUCAAAACAGUUCAAACCCAGGUUCUCGCUAGUGCAGACAGCGACCCUACUACCGCCACAGUCAACUACGAUCGCUGGUUGUAUAUUGAGACAUAUUUGGUGAUCAUUACAGCUUCCAUCCCCUGUCUUCGCUCACUUGUGCGUUCUGUCAGAGGCCGAACAUCAGGCACAAACAGAUACACACACGCGCUAAGUUCGCCGUACAUUCAAAGCCCCCUUUCCAUUUCCAGGAACAAGAGGCAAGGAUCGACUAUUGCCGGCAAGGGAGCCAGAUACUUCUCUGACGGGAAUGCUAGCGCUGCUGACAUUCUCCAGGACAGUCAUGAUAGGAGCUCAUAUACACAGCCAUCAAAAGGACGACGUUGCACCUGUGUAUAG